AACAAUAGUUUUUAUUCAGUAUUUGUUAGAGGUAAUUUAAUAUUCUUGACAAAUUAUUCUUUUGGUACCAUGCACUGAUAUACAUUUAUAACAAGCACUGUUGAUUGUUAAUUUUGAUAAGAGUUAAAUAAUUGAUGGCUGAUGUAAGCUAUAAUAAUAGUAUUCUAUACUUUACAUAACUUUAAUACUAGUGGCCUUGUCACUUUAUGUCAGUAUAACAACUUUUGUUUAGUUAUAUAAGUUUAUACAACCCUACAGUUAGUGUCCAAGUACACACUGCAACUCCAGGCAUAAUUCAAACACUAUGGCAGAUACCGUUGGAAAGGUUAUUAAAUGUAAGGCAGCUGUUGCUUGGGAGGCAAAGAAACCAUUAACACUUGAAGAAGUUGAAGUAGCGCCACCAAAGGAAAAUGAGGUUAGAGUAAAAAUUCUUGCCACAGCUAUAUGUCAUACUGACGCAUAUACCAUGGAUGGUCAUGAUCCAGAAGGAAACUUCCCUUGUAUUUUGGGUCACGAAGGAGCAGGAAUUGUUGAAAGUGUUGGUCCAAAUGUGGUAGAAUUCCAACCAGGAGAUCAUGUUAUUCCUUUAUACAUUCCACAGUGCGGAGAUUGUAAAUUUUGCUUGUCUCCAAAAACUAAUGUGUGUAGUAAAAUUAGAGUUACUCAAGGUCAAGGUAAAAUGCCCGACAAUACUUCUCGUUUUACUUGCAAAGGACAAUCUCUGUACCAUUUCAUGGGAUGCUCAACUUUUAGCGAAUACACAGUUGUAGCUGAUAUUUCAUUAUGCAAGGUAGAUUCCACUGCAUCUUUUGACAAAAUUUGUCUUUUGGGAUGUGGUGUUUCAACUGGAUUUGGAGCAGCUCUAAACACCGCAAAAGUCGAACCAGAUUCAACAUGUGCCGUUUUUGGCUUAGGGGCUGUAGGGUUGGCAGUGAUAAUGGGUUGUAAAGCUGCUGGUGCAAAGAAAAUCAUUGGCGUGGAUUUAAAUGAAAGCAAAUUUGAAUUAGCUAAAUUAUUUGGUGCUACUGAUUUUGUAAAUCCGUUGAAGUAUGAAAAACCUAUUCAAGAUGUUCUUAUUGAGAUGACUGAUGGCGGACUUGACUAUACAUUUGAAUGUAUCGGAAAUGUUAAAACAAUGAGAGCUGCAUUAGAAGCUUGUCAUAAAGGUUGGGGUGUAUCUGUAAUUAUUGGAGUGGCUGCUGCUGGUCAAGAAAUUUCUACAAGACCUUUCCAGCUUGUCACUGGGCGUACAUGGAAAGGAACUGCAUUUGGAGGAUGGAAAAGUAAAGAGAGUAUUCCUGAAUUAGUUUUAAAAUACUUGGAUAAAAAUCUAAUGUUAGACGAGUUUGUAAGCCAUAAACUCCCAUUUGAAUCUAUCAAUGAAGGAUUUGAAUUACUGCACUCAGGAAAAAGUAUUCGUACAGUUCUUGAGUUUUAGUACAGAAUUAAACUACAAAAUAAAAUAAAAGUAAAUAUUACAAAAUGUGUAUUCAAUAAAACCAUAUUAGAAAUACAAAACAAAUAAUUAAUUAUUUUACAAAUGAUUCACAAAUCAUUAUAUUUUUAAGUAAAAACCAAGGAACAAAAAAUAUACUUAUUAUAAUGCUACAAGUUAAAACUACUCAUUUAACAUUACACUACUAUCAUACCUAUUAAACUUGUAAAUUAUUUAUGAAAAUGUAUAAUAGUUUUUAUAAAUAAAACAUUGGCUGCGAGGAAA
Acyrthosiphon pisum (pea aphid) is the source of this 1720-nucleotide messenger RNA. RefSeq names its product alcohol dehydrogenase class-3 Fdh (gene Fdh). NCBI's taxonomy places the organism in Eukaryota, Metazoa, Arthropoda, Insecta, Hemiptera, Aphididae. The record is from RefSeq and is a predicted model, not a curated record. Gene Ontology annotation, cellular component: cytosol. Gene Ontology annotation, biological process: formaldehyde catabolic process. Gene Ontology annotation, molecular function: zinc ion binding; S-(hydroxymethyl)glutathione dehydrogenase [NAD(P)+] activity; alcohol dehydrogenase (NAD+) activity. The transcript is spliced from 8 exons. Bases 305 to 1438 code for a protein of 377 amino acids.